GAGGAAACUCAUUUUGUCCACACCCAGCACUUGUCUUCUCUGCAAGGAAAGGCAAAAAGCUGGUUCUACCAGAACUGAAGCGCAGAGGGUGCUACUAGGCGACAGAGGAAGACAGUAGUUUAGUGAGCGGCCAGCAGCCAUGUCGUACCCAAAUGCUCCACCGCCAUACCAUGAUCGGGACCCGCUGCAUGACAUGGGCGCUUACCCUCAGCCAGGCGGGUACCCUCAACCAGGCGGGUACCCUCAACCAGGCGGCUACCCACAACCAGGCGGUUACCCUCAGCCUGGCGGAUAUCCACCCCCCGGUGCGUACGGGCAGCCAGCCGGAUACUACCCUCAGCCUGGUGGGUACCCAGCACCCUCAGGUUACCCACAACCUGGGGGGUACCCAGAGCCUGGCCAUAAUGAUCCUCCAAAGCCUGUGAUGCCCAUUUUACCUACAAUCCCUCUAAACACAGGUGAUGGUGAAAUGUACAACACGAAUGACGGAGAGGGUGGAAAUUUUGGUUCGUGGGAUGACAAGGCCGUGCGUCAUGCCUUUAUCCGGAGGGUCUACGCCAUCAUAGCUGUGCAGUUGCUGCUCACUGUUGGCAUCAUUGCGAUCUUCACUUACGUGGAACCAGUCACCUCGUUUAUUCGAAGAACACCCGGUGUUUACUAUGCAUCAUACGCUGUGUUCUUUGUCACAUACAUCGUGCUUGUCUGCUGCGAGGGGCCCAGGAGGCGUUUCCCAUGGAAUAUCAUCCUGCUGGCUAUAUUUACCCUUGCCAUGGCCUUCAUGGCUGGAACCAUUGCAAGUUUCUACAGCUCCAAAGCCGUGCUGAUCUCCAUGGGAAUCACCGCCAUUGUGACCAUAAUAGUGACCAUCUUCUGCUUCCAGACUAAGGUGGAUUUUACGUCCUGCGCAGGGUUGUUUGCUGUUUUGGGAAUCGUCAUGUUCGUGACAGGAAUCGUUACAGCCAUCGUCUUGGCCUUUAAAUAUGUGUACUGGCUACACAUGCUGUAUGCUGCACUCGGAGCAAUCGUCUUCACUCUGUUCCUUGCGUUUGACACUCAGCUGGUGAUUGGAAACCGGAAGCACACUAUCAACCCCGAGGAGUAUGUCUAUGGCGCCCUUAAGAUUUACACCGACAUUGUGUACAUCUUCCUGAACCUGCUGCAGAUUAUCGGCAGCCGGACGUAAACACGAGCAAAUUCCUUGGGAAUGAUAACACCCCCCUCCCUCCUCCUGUCUCUCUUAUGGAUAAUGCCUCCCCCUUUACCUCUAGUCUAACUUUGCCUUAGCUGAGGGAUCUGACAUCUUCAGAGGUACCCCCAUUUGUCUGGGGGUCCCAGCUCCUGUGCUGUCUUUUCCAGCUCCUUUUCUCCAUUCACCCCUCCAUUUCUAUACCAGGGGUCACACCAUUUUCAUUAUUUUCCAUGUGGAAUUAUUUCCCUUUCUUAUGUAUCUGAGGCAGGCACAGAGCAUGCUGGGAGAUGUAGUUACUGUUAACAUAAUUGCAACUCUAUUCUGUGAUGCCACAAAUGUAUUUUCAGAACAUUCCAAAUGCAUUUUAGUUGCCAGCUCAGUUAAACCGGCCGGAAUAGUGGUUCCCUAACAGUGGCACUAAUGCCAUAAUAACCCAUAAUCCCUUGCCCCCUGCUUGAUUAUUGCCCAUAUAGAGAGGCAUCUUCUGUAAAGAGUCUGCAGGUCCCUCUUGCUUAUUGUGCCCAAACAACAUAAAGGGGAAGUUUAAUUUUCUUUAUUUUAGUUCAUUGUUGUUGCAGAAGGGAGCAGUCUAAGCAACGUUGCAGAUGGUCUUUGUUUUUAAAUAUUGUGUUGUUUUUUUUUAGUUAUUUGCUUUUCUAUUCUGGCUGUUUUCAAAGUGAAGCUUAGGCUGCUGUGCUGUUGCAAUGGUCGGUGACUGUAACAAUGGAAAGCAAACUGAUCAUGAGAUUUUAAUUUUUUUUAAAGUCUUUCUGUUCAGGGGCACUUUUAUCCAUACUUUGUUCUGGUAGAGAAAUGCCUUAUUGCCUGGGUCUGUUGGUUUUAUUGCCAAACUGGAAAGCCGCCUAGCUAAAAGUACAAUUUAAGUUAAACUUCCCCUUUAAAAUCAGCUGCUGUUUAAUGGCAUAAGCCAAGCCUUGCACUCUGUAUAUAAUGUAUGUUUACUAUAUAUUCCUCUGAUACAGUUUUUCUUGGGGGUCCUCUGCCAGUAGCUCACAUACCACCCUGGCUGGGUACCUGUGGCCCCAAUACUGUUUUAUAUGUGAGAGUUCUAGGCCCACGGAUUGAUCUGCCAGGGGAGGAAUAUAAAGCGCUGUUCUGGGGCCCGAGGACUGACUUUGUUUACUGUUAUAUGUGCAUACGAGGUGCUGCCCUGUUACACGGACGCAAGUAGAAUUCUAGUCCCUUUCUGUUCUUUAACAGGCACUUUGCAUCCCACCCUCCCCACAGCAAGUCUGAAUUCUGGGGUCACCCCAUUAGUGCUUGAACAGAGAGAUUCUGGUCUGUAAGUGGUUUAUUAAAGGGAUGGGGUGGGGGUUACUAUACCCUAAUACUAAGCAGAAAUACCGUCUCCCAUGGAUCAUGGAACCAGACCAGAAUAUUCCUAUUAAUUCUCAGCUAAUGGGGCAGGUGUUAAAGUGCACUGAAAUGCUAAUGGCGCCUCCAUAAUGUCUUUAUCCAUAGAGGAUUUGGCCUUCCAUGCAGCCAGUUUGGGCGCUGUAUUCUUAACCAAGCGCCCCCUGCCUGUGGGUUUUAUAAUCAGUCGGAGAGCGUGGGACAGAAUGUACAUUAUAUGUAAAUAUUUCCUUUGUACCAAGUGACUGGGAGCCAGGCAAAGCCUUAAUGUCAAUAUUACCGACAAGAUUUCUAUUUUCUAUGUAAAUAAAAUUAUAUCCCACCUUG
This is a messenger RNA of Xenopus tropicalis (tropical clawed frog), 2890 nucleotides long. RefSeq names its product transmembrane BAX inhibitor motif containing 1 (gene tmbim1). Lineage: Eukaryota; Metazoa; Chordata; Amphibia; Anura; Pipidae. Gene Ontology annotation, biological process: calcium ion transmembrane transport. Gene Ontology annotation, cellular component: membrane. The coding region runs from base 140 to 1183 and encodes 347 amino acids. The transcript has 12 exons. The record is from RefSeq and is a predicted model, not a curated record.